Molecule: messenger RNA, 8979 nt
Organism: Callithrix jacchus (white-tufted-ear marmoset)
Lineage: Eukaryota; Metazoa; Chordata; Mammalia; Primates; Cebidae
Gene: AMMECR1
Product: AMMECR nuclear protein 1
Cellular component (GO): nucleus
Source: RefSeq, a predicted model, not a curated record
GAGCUCUCUGCCAUUGCCACCAACUUCAGCAAGUUGGAAACGAGAAGGCAGGCCAUGACCCAAGUGACCUUAUGUCACUCCUAAACUCAUGGCUUGAGUUCCUCCUACCAAAAAAUCUGCACUUUGAUCACACACCCACAGCGACCCAGAUCUUUAAAUUCAGCAAUUCUUUCUCAGGUUUCAGCAAGGCAUUGGCAGCCUGAGCUAUUUUGGGACAUUUUCUCUGCUGUGGAUGCCACUUUUGGAAUACGCCAGGAAUAUGCUAAGGACCUGGAGCUCUCUACCCUGGACCCGAUUUCGGGUUUGCUUGCUCUCUCUCUCUUUCUCUGGGCUAAUCAUUUGGAGGACAGUCACUCCUGCCAACCUAAUCCCAGGAGCCUGACUACCUUGCCGGGCCACAGGCUCAAAGAGGCAGUGUGGCUGCCAGCACACCCUCACGGUAAGGGACGCGGAGGCACCAGGCAGUCUGGCAGGAUGAGAGACGUCCUGGGGGUGGUCUGAGUUUGGAUGUGGGCUGAGAAGAAAAACUAGGGGCCUUGCAGGGGACAAGAUUUUCCAAACAUCUUAUUCUUACGAUCAUCAUUUCCUAAUCUGAUGCAACUGACUCGGCAGGCAUUCGGGAGCCUGUAAGCUCCAUUUUCCUGUUCCAAAUUCUUCUGCACCUCACCAGGAGUCCUCACAUUGACCCUAAUCAACUUGGGACUCUCAACAAAGUACUUGAAAAGGAAGAUGGUGGCUACCCUGACAUGAUGACUACCCACCCAAGCUCCAGGAAAACAAGGCCAGGAGGGGCAUUUCCUCAAAGGCCUAAAGGAGACACCACCACCACCACCACCACUACUUGCCAAGGAAUUUGUAAGGCAUCUUGAGGCUCAAGGCUGCAUCUAACCAUCCCAGACUUUCAUUUGUCUAUCUCAUAAAAAUAUUUUUGGGCCGGGUGCAGUGGUUCACGUCUGUAAUCUCGGCACUUUGGGAGGCCGAGGCGGGUUGACCACCCGAAGUCGGGAGUUUGAGAACAGCCUGGCCUGCACGGUAAAACCUCAUCUCUGCCAAAACGUCAAAAAUUAGCUGGGCGUGGGGGCAGGUGCCAGUAAUCCCAACUACUCUGGAAGCUGAGGCAGGAGAAUCACUUGAACCCGGGAGGCAGAGGUUGCAGUGAGCCUAGAUUGCACCAUUGUACUCCAGCCUGGGCAAAAGAACAAGACUCUGUCUCAAAAACAAAACAAAAUAAAACCAAAAAAAACCUUUUUGGAAGGAGAUUUUUCAUCUUUCCUUGAUAACACAUUUCAGUGUCUCUCUCAAUUUUUCCAUAAAAACUAAGUUUUUAGGGCCGGGCGCGGUGGCUCACGCCUGUAAUCCCAGCACUUUGGGAGGCCGAGGUGGGUGGAUCACAAGGUUGAGAGAUCGAGACCAUCCUGGUCAACAUGGUGAAACCCCGUCUCUACUAAAAAUACGAAAAAAUUAGCUGGGCAUGGUGGCGUGUGCCUGUAAUCCCAGCUACCCAGGAGGCUGAGGCAGGAGAUUGCAGUGAGCCGAGAUCGCGCCCUUGCACUCCAGCCUGGAUAACAAGAGCGAAACUCCGUCACAAAACAAAAAAAAACAAAAACUAAGUUUUUAUUUUUGUUUAACCUUGGUUCCACCUGCUGGAGUGUAAUGUCACUAUCUUUUGUCCCUCAUUCACCUUGUUAUCACAUAUUUUUAGUGAGCGGCAAUAUAGUAUAAUGGUAUGGUUUUUGGAAUCAGACAUGCUGGUAUUCCAGUGCUGGCUCUGUCACUUUCUGGGUGUGUGAGAUGUUGGGCAAAUUACUUCUGAGGUUUAAUACCUUCAUCUGUGAAUGAGUAACCUCAGAGCAUUGCUUUGAAGAUAAAAUGAGAUAAUAUCUUAUUUUGAAGGAUUAUGGGGUAUGAUGAGGUAUGGUACUGGGCACCUAAAAAGUGUUCAAUACAUAGUACAAUAGCUAUUUAUCUGAUUACAUGCAAGUAUCUGACUUAAUUCAUAAACUCUUUGAGAGUGGGAGGCAUACUUCCUGUGCAUUCCCUGGAUUUCAACAGAAGUGUAGUGUUGUGCACAUAGUACAGUGCAGAGACUCAAUAUUUAUUGAAUGAAUAAAUUGUUUUGUUUUUAUUCCCUGAGUGGAAUGAAUAGCCCCCAGCUACCUGCAAGAUCCCACGCAUGUAGAUAAAAGGUGACAAAAAUCAAUCUGCAGUUUUUAAAUAUGCAGAUACCUGACUUUAUCUAGAUGUUUUAGCAUGGUGUAGAUACAAUGCAAAUAACUUACACUUGCUAUUUCUAUCAGGUUCAUUUCUAUGAAUUUUAGCAUUUGAUUAUUGUCAUUAUUUUUAUUAUUAAGCUGCACUUAGGCGCCCAGAAAGGGACUGACUCAUAUGCCUCCUCAUCCAUCCAAGCAUUUAACUGAGAAAUUUUAAAAAUGAAUAUUAAGAGCUAAUUAUAAACUGAACAAUAUCUUUCAAUUUGUGACUAAGUACAUUACCUUCCCUAUUUAUCUCUAAGAUCUGAGCACUACAGAUACUAUUUCUAAUUGCUUUGUUUCCAAGCCAAGAAAUAAAAACCAAAACCAGAAAAGUCCACCACUGCAAGUCCCAAAGCACAAUUAAUAUCUAUCUUUGAACCAGUCAAGUAUUGGUUAGGACUUUAUUUUUGGCUUUUAAAUGUUCACACGGGGCUAGGAAUGUAAGUCGGGGGAACAACUACAAGAUACAUAGAUUCAAUCAGAUUUGAAUAUUUGUCUAUAAGGAAAGGAAAGAGUAUUACUUUUUUACAAUAAUCUCGGAAAACCUCUGGUGUGUGCUUAGGCUAGAAUUAAAAACCGAAGCGUGGCCAUUUCCCCGACUGCUUUGUACAUACUUUACAGGAGCGGUCUCAGGUGUGGAGCUCCGGGCACCUGCUUGCUCACACUCAAACAGUUUAGAAACCCGUGUAUUUGAGGCCGGGUGGCUCAAGUUCCACGUUACUGGGCUUAAAUGCCAUUAAUACUACGUGCAGCGGGGGUCACUGAGCUGUGCUUUGGGACUUGGAUGCUUACCUCGGACUUUCUCCUUUCUUCCCCCCUGCCCCCACUAGUUUCCCUUUCCUUCCUUCCUUCCCAGGCGUGCCCACCUCCUCCCUUUGCUCCCACUCGCCACUGCCUGACUCUUGCUUCCUUCACCUUCCUUCCUAAUCGGCUUCCUGUCUUCCAUCCUCUGCCGGCCGCAGAGAUUGAGACUGGGGCUGGGGCUGCAGCUCAGAAGCGGCACGAGUCGGGCGGGACAGGCGUGAGGCGCCCAGCUGUGAAAGCGCCGGGCGCGCGCCGAGGCGGGGGCGCGCGCCGAGGCGGGGGCGCGCGCGGGGCAGCCGAGUGUCUAGGCAGACCGGGCCAGGAGCGGCGCGCGCGCGCCCCGCCAGCUUCUGGCGCGCCCCCGGCGGCCAGGGCCGCAGCGUGCUCGUCCCCGCCGCCAGCUCGCCUCACUUAUGGGUCGGAAACGCUGCGUGGGGGAGACUGUUCCAAGAUGGCGGCGGGUUGCUGCGGGGUGAAGAAGCAGAAACUGUCCAGUUCGCCCCCCUCUGGCUCCGGUGGCGGUGGUGGCGCCUCCUCCUCCUCCCACUGCAGCGGAGAGAGCCAGUGCCAAGCUGGGGAGCUGGGACUAGGAGGCGCCGGUACGCGGCUCAACGGGCUGGGAGGUCUAACCGGAGGAGGUAGCGGCAGCGGCUGUACCCUCUCUCCCCCCGAGGGCUGCGGCGGCGGCGGGGGGAUCGCCCUGUCGCCACCACCGAGCUGCGGAGUGGGGACCCUACUUUCUACCCCGGCCGCCGCCACCUCUUCCUCACCCUCCUCUUCGUCCGCCGCCCCGUCCUCAUCGCCGGGCUCCCGGAAGAUGGUGGUGUCAGCAGAGAUGUGCUGCUUUUGCUUCGAUGUGCUCUACUGUCACCUGUACGGAUACCAGCAGCCCCGGACCCCCCGAUUCACCAACGAGCCCUACCCACUGUUUGUAACAUGGAAGAUUGGUCGAGACAAAAGAUUACGUGGAUGCAUAGGUACUUUUUCUGCCAUGAAUUUGCAUUCAGGACUCAGGGAGUACACACUUACCAGUGCCCUUAAAGAUAGCCGUUUUCCCCCAAUGACAAGGGAUGAGCUGCCACGGCUUUUCUGCUCAGUGUCUCUGCUCACUAACUUUGAAGAUGUCUGUGAUUAUUUGGACUGGGAGGUGGGUGUACAUGGCAUUAGAAUAGAAUUCAUCAAUGAAAAAGGAUCAAAACGCACCGCCACCUACCUACCGGAGGUUGCAAAGGAGCAAGGAUGGGACCAUAUUCAGACCAUAGACUCCUUACUGAGGAAAGGAGGAUACAAAGCUCCAAUUACUAAUGAAUUCAGGAAAACCAUAAAACUGACCAGGUAUCGUAGUGAAAAGAUGACCCUGAGCUAUGCUGAAUACCUUGCUCAUCGCCAGCAUCAUCAUUUCCAAAAUGGCAUUGGGCAUCCCCUUCCGCCAUACAACCAUUAUUCCUGACACUGAGCCGCACAACCAGUCACUGGGCCUCUCUGCAGACCUCUUCCCAGGAGACCCUACACCUUCUUGGUCUAGCUAUCUCUUUUACUGUACCAUUUUAUGAUGAUAGUUUCCGUUGCCAUGGUGAAGCUUCGACAUCGUCAAUUAAGAUCAUCAUGGUAACGGGUAGGAAAAUGGCAUUUGUUAAGAUCCUGUUUUAUUAUUUUAGGUAAUUGAUUUUUUUUGCAGCAUAUAUAACUCUGGGGUUUUUGUUCCCUACAAUAUUAUGUAGAAUUUUGCUUUGCUAUCUCAGUCAGGUUUCUGUUUUUCCGUCCUUCUCGCCUUUCUUCCUGUUUUGCUUCCUGUUUUCCUUCUUCCUUCCCUCCUUCCCUUCCUUUGACUGUGGAUGGAAGAAAGUGUGCAGUUUUUGGGAAUUUUACUUGGGUUUGUCUUUAGUUUUCCUCAGUAAGAUAGUUGUGGUUUUUUUUUUUUUUUUGAUACCUGAGUUUUGGAUUAAUGCAUAUCAAAUUCAGGUAUUUGUAUAUUACUCUUGAUUUUUGUCUGAAAUUCACUUUGCUAUGACAGUUUAGUAGUUGUGUCUUCACUCCCUUAAGUAUAUGUUUUUCCCAUGGUGAAAAUAUAUGAACUUUUCUAGUCGUGAGCAUUCAAAGGUCCAUGAUAGGGCUUGUCACAGAGAGAGAAAUCAUUUACGCCUAUCGUGCUGGUUACUAUAGAAGAGACUGCCUGACCACUUUAUAGAAGCAAUUUGCAAACUACAACACUGUUUUGAGAAAGUACAAACUACCUUUCAAAAAGGCUACAGGAAUCAUUUAUAAGAGCAGCAAAUAUUAGGAAGAGAGCAGAUAUGGAAUUUAGUGCCUUUGAGAAGAAUAUAAUUGAGUGGAAUUCAGAGGGGUUAGAAAAAAGGCAAUUUAGAAAAAUAUUCUUGUAAAAUUUUAUUGUUUCUAUAUGUGAAACAGCAGAUUAGACAAAUUUCUUACUCUUAAGUAUUUUUUUAAGCUGAAAAAAUUUAUUUUGAGCAAAUAACCAAAAAGAGACAUUUGUCUAUUUUAUAUUAAUUUAAAUUGAUUAGCUCUAGGUUUCAAUAUAUCAUGAUUGGCUAGAGUCAAUUUUAGCUACCAUCUAAAGAUAUGGUGAAAAUAAUUAAGUGAAACAAAAGUUCAUAUUUUCCAUGAUUUCAGAUAUGUUUGUCAUGGGGACAAUACUAGAGUUUUAGAGAUACUAUAAAAUAGCUUGAAUCUCUUUCUGCACUACAUACUUUUGAUAGAAACACAUUUACUACAUUGAUAAGAUGUUAUGUCACACCUGUGAAAAUGGAGUUGGCAUUCAGAUAUGCCAUAGUUAGAAAAUAGCAUCUGCAGGGAUAGUCUUCCCAUGAUGCAUACAAACAGAACUUACUGAUGUCAAUAGAAGGUCCAUAAUAUAUCCCCAGGAAAAAUGACAGAUUAUUCUGGAGAAAGAUGACCUUCAUUUUAUGGUUAUGUGUGUGUGUCUGUGUGGUGUACAUAUAUAUAUAUUUCUCCAUAUAUAUGUGUGUGUGUAUAUACAUGGUAUAUAUAUAUAUAUAUAUAUAUUUUCCAUAUAUAUAUAUAUAUAUAUAUUUUCCAUAUAUAUAUAUAUAUAUAUUUUCCAUAUAUAUAUAUCAUACACACACACACACACACACACACCUUUGGAAAAAUAUAUAUAAUUUUUUCAAACAGGAAGCCAACAUAUCAAGUGAUGAUUUAAAGUAUGCUGCAGAAUAUAUGUUUUAAAACUAUAAGGAAUAUCACUGAAUAUCAAAAUUAUAUAACUUAUACAUAUAGUUGCUGUGACAAAUGACAGACUGCUAGUUCAGAAUUCAAAAAUCCUUUCCUAGUUUGUGAGAUAAUUGGCUGAAUUCCUUCUGCUUGCCACUGGGCAAAGCACACUGCUUUAGUUUUUGAUGAGAGUUCUUAAAAGUUUGUUGGUAUUCCUUCAUCCACAGCAUCCAUUGUCGAAAUAACCAUUUUCCGUUGUGAUGCCUUAACUAAGAAGCCAAUUGUUAGCCUGAAAUGCAAUCUUGGUAGCCAGUUUCAAUGAAUCUAGAGAUUAGUCAGAAAAAGCUGUUGGGCUUUAGAAAGAGAUUUUGAGUCCUGUCAUUUCUACUUGGGAGCAUUUUGGAGCAGAUUCGUCUUUCAGUAUAAAAGCAAGUGGCUACCUGAUAGAAACUUUUCUUACCCUUAUAGGGAAACUGAGCACAAGCUGAAUGAUAUUGUCUGCUGCAAAAAAAAAAAAAAAAAAAAAAAAAAAAAAAAAAAAAAAAAAAAAAAAAAGUAAAUAAAACAAGCAAACUGAAGAGAGACAAAGACCAAUAUUAUCGUGAAAUCCAUCUUAUCCAUCAUCUCAUCAGUUCAACAGGCUCCUCGUCCCGGGUGAGCUUAUGGUUAGAAGUUUUUUAGCAAAGAUUUAUUACAUACAUAGAUGUGUGUGUGUACAUAUACUUAUACAUACAUACAUAUAUGUGUGUUUAUUUAACGGUGCUAAUCAAUCUUGAGCAGGUCACGUGACUGGUCAUGCGGACUCUAAAAUCAUAUCAGAUUUUUAAAAAUCCUUGAUAUAUGCAGAUGUUAUACAGAUUUUCUUAGCAGUGUAAUAAUGUUAUACUGAAGAAAUAACCAUCCUGCAGGCUUCAAAGGACGAGGUCAGCAAUAUUUCCCAACGUGGCUUGGGGGAAAAGGAUAGUUUUGUCUCCUUUUGUAUUCAAGUUAACGCAAAGUGCAUUUUUGUCUCUAAGUAGCUGUUGACUAAAUGACUUUGUAGUGUAAAGGGUGUUAUACAAACUGUAAUGGUGUGCUUCAAACAAAUGCUAGACCCUUUCACCUUUGUCGUAUAUACAAAGCUGUUAAAUAUGUGGUAUGAAUUAACUUUGAACAUGUUGAAAUAUGUAGCAUGUCUUUAACUCAGACAAAGAUUCUAAUUGCACAGGUUGUGUUUUAGCCAGUUGUGGUUUAUUUGUUCAGAAACACAAAUGUGAAUUGCACUCUUAUCAUCAGAAUAUUAUAUGAGUUCAGUGAUCUUUAAACAGCUCAGAAGUAAUACUUGAACUUCAUUUGAGUAGCACAAAGUUUACAUAGCCCCUUUUAAAUGUUAAUUCGUUUCAUUUCAGUUUUUUGUUUUCAAAUGCAACUGGGUAUUUUUCUUCUUGGAAAUAGUAUGUACUUUGCUUUGGUAUGUAGCAAAAGGCUUCCAUUUCUGGAAGGGUUUUCUUGUUCUUAAACAAGGUCAGCCAGGUACCAGAUUCUAAAAGAACAAAUUGUCCCCCACCCGUCAAGUGGCCUUCUGACUGCACGAGAAUGUGCUACUAUCCUCUGUAGUCUCCCCUAACAUGAGAGGUCGGUGAAAUUGAUGGAGGAAAUGCAAGGCUUGCUUCCCCCCACCCUUAAAGCUUAAAGCAGUUGUAAGGUUUUCAGUCCAGCACAUAUAGUCCCAAUGCCCAGCACACCGGAAGUUUGUAUACUGGCCUCUUGUCUUCAAAUGUGCAGGAAAUUUGAAACUGUCAUCUGGAAUAGGUUCCAUCUCUUAUGUGUGAUAGAUCAAACCAAAGAAGCCCCCAGCCAUGCCCAAAUGCUGCUUAAAAAGCCUACCUUCCAGUCCUUACAAAAACCUUGCAGGAUUAAAUGUGUUAACUUUUUUAUUUUUGUACAGUUUCUAAGUGAUUUUUGCUAGUGAUGUUAAAAUGACUUAAGUUUAUUUGAGGAGUGUGAGCACCUCCUCUAUUUAAAUAAACUGGUGACUUUCCUUUUAUUUUUUAAAAGUGGAAACCCGUUGUGUGCCUCUCGAUUUAAGGGUUUCUGAUGACAUUAUUCUUAAGACCAGCAUUGAUCCUUUAUAUACAAAUAUAUGUUUUCCUUGUUUUUUAUUGCUAUUUCAGAAGAAAACGAACCUUUAUUUUGCUCUGGACCCAGUAACUGCGCUGGUACAUAGACGCACUGAGCAAACAAACUUUUGUAACCACCUCUGACUACUUUUGUAUAUCAAAGUUGAUUACUUUUGAAAUAUUUGGAUCUAGUUUCUAAGUUAUUUUAGUGUUUUAUAUGUUCCCCAAAAUUACUUUGAAUCGGUCACCAGCAUAAUAAUGAGUUCUUGGUGAUACAAUGGUGAGACUUGUAAUGAGCAAAAAGCUACCUGGAGUAGCUCUUCUUUUCCUUCUUUCUUAGCAACCUGUUUUUUGAUUACCGUAAGACAUCACAGAUUACCUGAAACCCCUUCCAGUAUAAGUAGGCCCUCCUUCCUUCCACAUUUAAUUGCUUAAUAGUUUGAAGAAACUAUUGGAAAUGGGCAUUUUAUAGGACAUGUAUGGCUUUAAAAUAUUAAAUAAGAGCAAAAAGAAAAAAAUAUGAGAAGGUUUAUGUGGGUCUGUAAGGUAUGGCUGUGGAAAGAUAUUGUAGUAGUUUUGACACUAUUGUUAUUACCUUUAAAAUCAUUUACCCAAUAAAAUGUUAAAACCGA